GCAAUGUUGCAUCAUACUAAAAAUGUCUUUUAACACAAAAUGUAACAUGGGAGGUUGAGAAGCUUGGUUGAAGAUUAAUUUAUAUGACAAUUACAUAAACAAAAGUUGGCUAAAUGAAAGGACUAGCAUGCUCUGUGUGAGAAAGCAAGAGAAACAGGCAUGGGUUCAUUCGGGGGAGGGAGGCUGCAAGCGUGUGAUGCAGGCCAGCCGCAAGAAGAAGGAAUGCAUCUGCUGAAGAAUGAGAGAAAGCGAGGGAAAAGAGGGAAAGGCAGAGGAGGAGACAGGCUGGAAAGAGGGAGGGAAUAGAGAAGUGUGUGUUUGUAGAGAUGUGUAUGUGUGUGUGGCAUGGCUGUUGAAUGAGUGGGCCUUGUGUAGCAGUAUUCCGGCCGCUUCUCUGCCCUAGAGCCACAUGUGUGUGUUUGUGUGUGCAUUUGCACGUGUUUGCGAGAGACAGACCACCGGCCACCACUAACUGACGGAGAAACACCAUUGGUGUUUCUCAAACUCAGCACAAGACACCUUUGUAUGCAGUUUUCGCCUGUGCAAUGAGAGGAAUGACACUGUGGAGAGCUCACUGCUUGUGUCUGGUGGUCCUCCUGAUCCCUCUGCAGGGAAAUGCCCACCCACAGUGCCUGGACUACAAGCCUCCAUUCCAGCCUCCGGAGCCCCUGCUCUUCUGCAAGGAGUAUGCCAAAUUUGGAUGCUGUGACUUAGACAGGGAUAACCAAAUUUCACAGCGCUUCUACCAGAUCAUGGACUACUUCGAUCAUACGGGAUUCAUGGCCUGUGGGAAGUACAUCCGCAGUAUUCUUUGCCAGGAAUGCUCCCCUUAUGCCGCGCAUCUGUACGAUGCAGAAGAUGCCAACACCCCGAUGAGGGAGCUUCCCGGCCUCUGUGGAAACUACUGUGGUGAUUACUGGCUCCAUUGCCGUUACACUCUCAGCCUUCUGAUCAAUAACAAUGAAACACAUGCUAUUGAAGAAGACCAAAGCAAGUUCUGCAAAUACCUUGAGCUGAAAGAUCCCGAGUACUGUUACCCAAACGUCCUCUCUAACGACGAGCUCAACGCCAACCUGGGAGAUGUGAAGGCGGAUCCGCAAGGAUGCAUACAAUUAUGCCUUGAAGAAGUCGCAAACGGUCUUCGCAAUCCUGUCGCGAUGAUACAUGCGAAUGACGGAACUCACCGCUUCUUUGUAGCCGAGCAGUUGGGUUACGUGUGGACUUACUUGCCGAAUGGUUCUAGAAUUGAUAGGCCCUUCCUGAAUCUGACCAAAGCAGUUCUAACUUCACCUUGGGCAGGAGAUGAGCGAGGGUUCCUCUGCAUUGCCCUGCAUCCUCGUUUCACGAAGGUGAAAAAGGCCUACGUCUACUACUCUGUGUCUGUGAAGAAGCAGGAGAAGAUUCGCAUCAGUGAGUUCAUCGUGUCCGAUUCAGAUAUGAAUAUGCUGGAUCACUCCUCAGAAAGGACACUUCUAGAAGUUGAUGAGCCUGCAUCAAACCACAAUGGAGGUCAGCUGCUGUUUGGGUUGGAUGGAUAUCUGUACAUAUUCAUAGGAGAUGGAGGCAAAGCGGGAGACCCUUUCGGAAAGUUUGGGAAUUCUCAAAACAAGUCCGCUCUUCUAGGCAAAGUCCUGCGAAUAGACGUAGACAACAAUGAUUAUGGCGCCCCCUACAGUAUCCCAUCAGACAAUCCUUUUGUGGGAGAGAAGGACUCGAGGCCAGAAAUCUAUGCCUACGGCGUGAGGAACAUGUGGAGAUGUUCAAUCGACAGGGGUGAUCCAGUCAGCGGCCAGGGCCGAGGCAGAAUGUUCUGCGGGGAUGUUGGGCAGAAUAAAUACGAGGAAGUGGAUCUCAUUGAAAAAGGAGGGAACUAUGGGUGGAGGGCAAAAGAGGGCUUCUCCUGUUACGACAACAAACUAUGCUCCAACUCGUCACUCGAUGAUAUACUUCCGAUAUUUGCUUACCCACAUAAAAUCGGCAAGUCUGUAACUGGCGGCUACAUCUACAGAGGCUGCCAGAUGCCCAAUCUCAAUGGUCUGUAUAUCUUUGGGGAUUUUAUGAGUGGGCGCCUGAUGUCCCUAAAGGAAAACACUGAGACGGGAAAAUGGAACUACAAGGAGAUUUGUAUGGGCGCUGACAUAACGUGCCGUUUCCCUAAACUUAUAAACAGCUACUACAAGUAUAUCAUAUCAUUUGGCGAAGAUGAGGCAGGUGAGCUCUACUUCCUUGCGACGGGAGCGGCGAGUGCCACAGCCAGAGCAGGAGUGGUGUAUAAGAUAGUGGAUCCCUCCAGGAGGGCCCCUCCAGGCAAAUGCAGCUUUAAGCCCACUCCAGUCAACAUCAAGGGCAAACUGAUUCAUUUCAAUCCUAAAGAAGAGUUUGUGAUUAACAAAAAACCCUCAACGACUGCCAUUCCCAAACCAAAACCGACCAAACCCAGCACAACCCCACGACCGCGAGCACCGAUGACAACUCGCAGGAUGCCUUCAGUGACCACCGUCCGCCCGUCUACGCCACGACCACAAGUUCUCCAUACAACCCCACGGCCUCGACUCACAACCCCAACUCUGACCACCGCCAGGCCCUCGUACUGGACCGCGGCACCCAAAACCACCGCAAAGACCCACACAGGCAGAUCCGGUAAACGAGGUCGAGGCAAACCCAGGAGGAAAGGGGAUCGCAGGGGGCGGCCUCGCGCCGGGACACCGAGGCUGGUCAGCGCCGACGGACAGAAGGACCGCGGGCGAGUGGAGAUCUUCGUGCGUGGAGAAUGGGGCACGGUGUGCGAUGACAUGUUUAACAUUCAGGCUGCGGCCGUCGUCUGCCGACAGCUGGGAUUUCCCGUGGCAGUGCGGGUGGCGAAGAGAGCGGAGCUCGGCGCAGGGAGGCAGCGGCCUCAGGAUCCUGCUGGACGACGUGGAGUGCGAAGGGACGGAACGGACUCUAUUACACUGCAAACACGCCAAGCUUGGCAAAAAUAACUGUUCUCAUGACGAGGACGUAGGCGUAGUUUGUGGCCAUUAUGAACAUGCAGUGGAGUGAAAGACAGUGGUCAGAUGUGGGUUGUGAUGCAGACCAAAAACACAACUGUUUACAGAGAAUACUGUCAAUUGCAGUUGACAGAAAAAAUGUGUUUUCAUUUAAAAUGACCAACUAUAAUAUUUUGACAAACUGGAAAUGCCCCCAUCACAACCAGAAGAGAAUCAGUGUUUUGUUUUUGAAUGUAGACAAACAUGAAAUAUCAUACUAGACUAUAUGGAUGGUUUGAUUUAACUACUAUAAAAACAAAAAUAUGAUUAAAUGAGUAAACUGUACUCAUAAGUAAUACUCAUCAAUCAAUCAAUCAUUUUAAUCUUUUUUUUUCACACUGAAUCAUGCACUAUUUACACUGCGGUGUGAGUUGUUGAUCAUCUCGCACAACAAAGAUAAAUAUAUUAACUGUGUAUAUUAACUGAUAAAUAUAUUAACUAUUAACAUAUUUUUUUUUCCUCAUAAAAAUUGUGAAAUUAAAGGACUAGUUCACUUUCAAAUGAAAAUAACCCCAAGUUUUACUCGCCCUCAGGCCAUCCUAGGUGUAUACGC
Molecule: messenger RNA, 3582 nt
Organism: Ctenopharyngodon idella (grass carp)
Lineage: Eukaryota; Metazoa; Chordata; Actinopteri; Cypriniformes; Xenocyprididae
Product: HHIP-like protein 1
Exons: 9
Coding region: 546-2981 (811 amino acids)
Cellular component (GO): membrane
Source: RefSeq, a predicted model, not a curated record